CUGCGUCUAUUAAUAUACAUGGAAGCCCUGCUUACAUUGACAAAACUGCAGAUAUAAUAAAUUAAUUUCUGCAAACAUGUCUACAAAGAAAUCUAUCCAUUCUCUCCCUCUUAUCUUCAUCUUGAUCUUCACAGGGCUUGUUGCUGCGAAUGAAGAUGGAAAGAAGGAAUUCUACAUUGUUUAUCUUGAAGAUCAUAUAGUGAAUAGUGUUUCUGCAGUAGAAACGCAUGUCAAUAUCCUCUCAUCUGUCAAGAAAAGUGAGUUUGAAGCUAAGGAAUCCAUUGUAUACAGCUAUACAAAGAGCUUUAAUGCAUUUGCAGCGAAGCUAUCUAAAGCUGAAGCCGCUGAGUUAUCACGCUUGGACCAAGUUCUUUCUGUUUUCCCAAAUAAGUAUCACAGACUCCAUACUACUAAAUCAUGGGAUUUCAUUGGACUUCCUAGCAAAGCAAGAAGAAAUUUGAAAAUGGAGAGAAACAUAGUUGUGGGUCUGCUCGAUACAGGCAUUACUCCGGAAUCGGAGAGCUUUAGAGGUGAUGGAUUUGGUCCUCCACCAAAGAAAUGGAACGGCACUUGUGGCCACUUUGCUAAUUUCACAGGAUGCAACAACAAACUUAUAGGAGCAAGAUAUUUCAAGCUUGAUGGCAAUCCAGACCCAAAUGACAUAUUUUCUCCGGUAGAUGUGGAUGGCCACGGGACUCACACAUCAUCAACUGUAGCAGGCAAUCUAAUUCCUGAUGCAAGCCUUUUUGGGCUAGCAAGAGGUGCUGCUAGAGGUGCAGUGCCAGCUGCUAGGGUGGCCAUGUAUAAAGUAUGUUGGGCUAGCUCAGGUUGCUCGGAUAUGGACAUACUUGCAGCAUUUGAAGCUGCCAUAACUGAUGGAGUUGAUGUAAUCUCAGUAUCUAUUGGUGGGGCGACUGCUGAUUAUGUGUCUGACUCAUUAGCAAUCGGCGCAUUUCAUGCAAUGAGAAAGGGUAUUAUUACUACAGCCUCUGCUGGAAAUGAUGGACCCUCUUCUGGUACUGUGGCGAACCAUGCACCUUGGCUCUUGACAGUAGCUGCUAGCGGCAUUGAUAGGCAGUUUAGGAGCAAAAUUGAGUUGGGUAAUGGGAAGACAGUCUCUGGUGUUGGGGUUAAUUCAUUUGAAUCAAAGCAGCAACUGUACCCACUUGUCAGCGGAGCUGAUGUAGCUAGGAACUCUGCAAACAAGGACAAUGCGAGGUUUUGUCUGGAUGGAUCAAUGGAGCCGAGUAAGGUGAAAGGAAAGCUUGUUUACUGUGAGCUACAGGUAUGGGGUUCUGAUUCUGUUGUUAAAGGAAUUGGAGGGAUAGGUGCUGUUGUUGAAAGCGCACAAUUUCUUGAUGCUGCUCAAAUUUUCAUGACACCGGGGACCAUGGUCAAUGUCACUGUUGGUGAUGCCAUAAAUGAUUAUAUACAUUCUACGAAAUCGCCGUCAGCAGUUAUAUAUAGAUCCCAUGAAGUGAAAAUCCCUGCUCCAUUUGUCGCUUCAUUUUCUUCUCGAGGGCCAAAUCCACUAUCAGAACAUCUUCUUAAGCCUGAUGUUGCAGCACCAGGCAUUGACAUUUUGGCAUCUUACACUCCUUUGAGGUCACUUACUGGACUAAAAGGCGACACCCAGUAUUCAAAAUUCACACUUAUGUCUGGAACCUCCAUGGCCGGUCCUCAUGUUGCUGGUGUUGCUGCUUAUGUAAAGUCAUUCCAUCCUAAUUGGUCCGCAGCAACAAUCAAAUCUGCCAUUCUCACCACAGCCAAACCUAUGAGUCCGAGAGCUAAUAACGAUGCAGAGUUUGCCUAUGGCGCUGGUCAAGUAAAUCCUACUAGGGCCAGAAAUCCUGGUUUAGUGUAUGACAUGGACGAGAUGUCUUAUAUACAAUUCCUAUGCCACGAAGGCUAUCGUGGAUCCUCUCUAGCAGUUUUAAUUGGCAAAAAAUCCAUAAAUUGCUCAUCUUUGCUUCCUGGAUUCGGCUAUGAUGCACUUAACUAUCCUACCAUGCAGCUUAGUGCUAGAAAUGACAAGCAGCCAACUGUUGGAGUUUUUCGACGGACAGUAACCAAUGUAGGUCCUUCUCCUUCUAUCUUCAACGCCACUAUUAAGGCACCUAAAGGAGUUGAAAUCACAGUAGAACCCAUGAGCCUCUCUUUCUCUCACGCCUUGCAAAACAGGAGUUUCAAGGUUGUGGUUAAGGCAAAACCCAUGUCAAGUGGACAAUUAGUGUCAGGUUCACUUGUAUGGAAAAGCUUUCAUCACGUUGUAAGGAGCCCAAUUGUCGUUUUCAAGCCACUGGACUAGGAACCGAAAUAUCAGAAAUAGAAGUUACAAUUCAAGAAAAAGAAAAAGAUGAAAGAAAGCUGGUGUGCUUUUGUAAUCUUUAUACUUUUUGUACUGAAGUAUCUUGCUAAAUUAAUUAUGUGUUUCAAUAUUUGAAAAUAACGAAAUCUGGGAAUAUCUCAUCUGUUUUUUUUUCUUGA
Messenger RNA from Jatropha curcas, 2487 nucleotides. It is a transcript of the gene XSP1, whose product is annotated as xylem serine peptidase 1. NCBI's taxonomy places the organism in Eukaryota, Viridiplantae, Streptophyta, Magnoliopsida, Malpighiales, Euphorbiaceae. Gene Ontology annotation, molecular function: serine-type endopeptidase activity. The record is from RefSeq and is a predicted model, not a curated record. Gene Ontology annotation, biological process: proteolysis.